AUGCAGCCAGUGGAUACCAUUCCUUUUGCGUCCGCUGACUCGUCGGAAGAUGAAGAGGACGUGGGGCUUGAGAAAGAGCCUUCUGACGCGUUGAAGCGCCCACAAUCGUAUCGUUCAGAGAGCAUGUACACCAAAUUACUUCAACAGCUUAUUGAAACCGUUCUUGAAUACGAGUCUCACCUCUUCUCAUCUGAGGAGCUUGACGUUUUGGAAAGAUUGAACAAUUUAACAUAUCACUCUCGAUAUCUCUUGGUUCGACUCUUGCUUAGGUCGCGUUGUAAGCUCCACCGUCUCAGUGAUCUGGAAGAGAGGUAUUCGUCGGAAAUCAAGAUCGCCGUGUCGAGUUGUAUCGAUGAACUCUGCCGUUAUGUUGCGCCAGCGGGUGCUGCAGUACUCGAGGAUUCUUCAACAUUAUCAACCGACCCAGAAGUACUUGCGCCGAAUUCUUCACGCGGCAUAGAUGGCAUAGAUGGUCAGCUAGACACACCGGGCGCUGGACCAUGUCCUUCUAUCGACAGACCGUCUCACUUUCUCGCGUUCGCUGAAGAUGAAUCUGCGCUCAGUACAGAAGAACUCCUUAACAGUCUGAAACUUGAUGAACUGAAACUUAUUGGCUCGACAAUGAAGAUAACCAAGUUGUCAACGUCGCGUAGGCCUUUAAUAGCCUCCAUAUUACAACACGCAAGUCGGCAGACAACACUACCCUCCUUUUAUACUAGAGCCCCAAAGGAAUCCCUCCCUUCGCCACCUGCCUCAACAGAGCCACCCACAACUCCCGAACGACCACGCAUUAUCAUCGAUCUCAUCACUCCACCGCCCAGUAGCGGAUCAGAAAAAUCACUUAUCAUUUCCCAGAAGUCCAGAUUGAGGGACAUGAUCCUAGAAGUGGAAAAGCGAUUUAUUCGAAUCUCGGAGCAUAUUUUCAAACUAUUUGAGCGGUUUAAUCUCGUAUAUUUCCGCUGCACGGAGAUGUCAUCUAAUUCUCUUCUUCUCCCGUUGAUCUUAUCCAAGUCUAGAAGAAGGCAUUAUCCACCAUGCGAUGCUAAACGGACGCCAAACAUAUUUCGCAACAGAGACGCUUUGCUAAAUUAUGAGGAGGCCCUCCGCCUUGAAGAAGAAAUGGACAACAUUCUUGGCCACCCACUACUAGAAGGAGAGAAGCCUGUUACCCGCGUAUUGCAGGCUAAGGCGCUGUAUGAUUCAUUGCAUGGAAAGUGGCAACAAUUAUGCAAGGACCAAAAUGAAAGUGCUCAGGGGCCCUUCGCAUUGGAACGUUUCGAAGAAGGUCAUGUAUUAACCAGAAUAAUGUACAAAGGUGCUGAUGCUCUUGCUAAACUUCACAUGUACGCGGAGGAAGCAGCAUUGCUUACAGAGCUGCUCUCGCAAAAGCGAUGGAGAAGAGGAAAACGGGGACUUUGGUAUGAUCGACUGGCUUUGGUGUACAUGAAGCAUCAGUCGGAACCCCGGAAAGCUUUACAGGUUGUGGUUAACGGCCUUCAAGAUCCUUUAUAUCGUCCGCAACUAGAGCGGAGACUCGCCCGCCUUGAAAAGAUGCUCAAGAUCCCCAAUACCGAGCGUCACGAAUGUCUGGGAAAACAACGCAAAGCUAAUGCGAGGAGAGUCUGUGGAAAGAGAAUUCACGUUAACGAUGACUCGAAUCCUCUCGCGCCGGGACAAAACACUUUGUUGUCGGUGCUGGUACAACGGCGUGCUUCUCGCACUCCCCUCGGAAGGCCGGAAAAGACAAACAUCAUUGGAACACACAGUUUGUGGGUAGGAAAGAACGGCUCAACCGUACGGGUGGAACAACUUGCUCUUGAGCAUUAUGAAACACUGGGGUAUAGAGGGUAUCACUCGGAGGGCAGAAUCAUAUACCACAUGUUUCUGCUACUCUUCUGGUCAAUCGUCUUCCAGCCUAUUCCUGGCGCAUUUGAAACUUUGUUUCAACGUGGACCGCUCGAUCUUGGAUUUGAUUCUUUCUAUCAUGCUCGUCGGGAUGAGAUUGAGCAACGACUUCAAGAUAUUGAGAAUGGAGAGGGGCCACGCAUUGUGGCCGAAGUCGACGAUCGAGAAAGGCCAAUGCGGGCCUUUGGAGUGGGCGCGAAGUGGGAUGCCUUCACAAAAGAAGAUGUUGUUGAUGCAGCCAUGUGUAUCGGUGGAACCGCCCUCUCUGUCAUCUGUCGUGUUAUCUGCGAAGACUAUAGCCACCGUUCUUCAGGUGUGCCAGAUCUUCUUGUGUGGAACAUAUCUUCGCAGAAAGCCCUCUUUGUGGAGGUCAAAGGUCCUGGUGAUACUCUCAUGGAAAAUCAAAAGGUAUGGAUUGACGUUCUGAUGCAAGCGGGGGCUUCUGUAGAAGUCUGCCACGUUGAAGAGGAAGGCAUGGAUUAUCGACCAUCGAAAAGCACAGCCAAAGCAAGCACCGGACACACGACGAAACCCAACGCAAAAAUAACUGGCAGUGACGAUCCUGCAAAGUGCGCGGCGACUGCUUUGGUGGGCAAAAAUGGAGCGCCCUUAGUAACCACAUGCGGUUCAACAGACGUGAUAUUUGUUCACGACAGCGACAGUGAAGUGGAGUCCGCACUGACGUUCCCUCGAAAGCGCUUCAUCUCCGAAUCUGCAAAAGGACAUCUAGUUCCCCCUGAUCAGUCAACUGCAAGCUCUAAAAAGCCACGGCUCAGCUCCGUGUCUUGA
This is a messenger RNA of Cantharellus anzutake, 2694 nucleotides long. Its product is annotated as VRR-NUC domain-containing protein. The record is from RefSeq and is a predicted model, not a curated record. Gene Ontology annotation, biological process: interstrand cross-link repair. The transcript is spliced from 13 exons. Lineage: Eukaryota; Fungi; Basidiomycota; Agaricomycetes; Cantharellales; Hydnaceae. Gene Ontology annotation, molecular function: flap-structured DNA binding; 5'-flap endonuclease activity; 5'-3' exonuclease activity. Gene Ontology annotation, cellular component: nucleus. Bases 1 to 2694 code for a protein of 897 amino acids.